Microtus oregoni (creeping vole) is the source of this 4077-nucleotide messenger RNA. It is a transcript of the gene Hacd4, whose product is annotated as 3-hydroxyacyl-CoA dehydratase 4. Gene Ontology annotation, biological process: very long-chain fatty acid biosynthetic process; fatty acid elongation; sphingolipid biosynthetic process. Bases 68 to 781 code for a protein of 237 amino acids. The transcript is spliced from 6 exons. Gene Ontology annotation, molecular function: 3-hydroxyacyl-CoA dehydratase activity. NCBI's taxonomy places the organism in Eukaryota, Metazoa, Chordata, Mammalia, Rodentia, Cricetidae. Gene Ontology annotation, cellular component: endoplasmic reticulum membrane. The record is from RefSeq and is a predicted model, not a curated record.
AGGAUGUGUACCUCUUCAUCUAUACCUGGUCCAGCUCUGUGUCCCUGUGUUUACAGGAAUAGAAAGGAUGUGUACCUCUUCAUCUAUACCUGGUCCAGCUCUGUGUCCCUGUGUUUACAGGUAUAGAAAGGAUGUGUACCUCUUCAUCUAUUACCUCGUCCAGUUCUGCGGCCACUCCUGGAUACUGACAAAUAUGACAGCCAGAUUCUUCUCAUUUGGAAAAGAUUCAAUGGUCGACACGUUUUAUGCCAUCGGGCUGGUUAUGCGGGUUUGCCAGUCCAUAUCCCUCCUGGAGCUGCUGCACAUUUAUAUUGGCAUUGAGUCAAACCAUCUCUUCCCAAGGUUUCUGCAGCUCACAGAGAGAGUGGUCAUCCUUUUUGGGGUGAUCACCAGCCAAGAGGAAAUCCAAGAGAAAUAUGUGGUGUGUGUUUUAUUCAUCUUCUGGAAUCUCCUGGACAUGGUAAGGUACACGUACAGCAUGCUGUCAGUCAUCGGAACAUCUUACGCUCUCUUGACAUGGCUCAGUCAAACGCUGUGGAUGCCAAUUUACCCUCUGUGUGUUCUUGCCGAAGCAUUUACCAUCUACCAGUCACUGCCUUAUUUUGAGUCGUUUGGCACCAACUCCACUGUGCUGCCGUUCGACAUAUCCACCUGUUUGCCUUACGUGCUGAAGCUGUAUCUCAUGCUGCUCUUCAUAGGAAUGUAUUUCACCUACAGCCAUCUUUACACAGAAAGAAAAGAUGUCCUCAGAGUCUUCUCUGUCAAACAGAAGAAAAUGUGAGGCUUUGUUCCUGACCAUCACACAAGAGAGAAGACGGGCUGCUGGGUCACCCUGCAGCAGAUACAACCCUGGGCAUAUGCUAGAGAAAGAGAACUGAGAACUCGACAACAAUCUUUUACAUGGAUUCCUGCAGGCACCACAUAUUCUGUUCUGCCUCGACCGUGCCUUACGAACACAUCUUCCACAGGCACAGCACACCUUGCUGCACCAGAUCUGUGGACUUCACACAGUGUGAGGUCUAAAUGUUUCUGUGUGAAGUUGAUGAGAAAUAGAUUCAGUGGAGUAAGCUCAAUUGACUUGAGAAACCAAUUGAUUAACUUCUGCAAUCACAACUAGCAGAUUUAUAGGAAGGGAACGCUGUAAAGUAUCCUCUUUAAUCCUAGGAUAACAUACUCUACAGACAAAUGCCACCACCCUUAGAGCCAAGCAGUUUGAGCAUUAUGUAUACUUAGAUACCUAUAGACAAAUGCCCUCCCUACCUUUAGAGCCAAGCAGCUUGAGCAUUACGUAUACUUAGAUACUCUACAGACAAAUGCCUCGGCCCUUAGAGCCAAGCAGCUUGAGCAUUAUGUAUACUUAGAUACCUAUCAAAUAUCUUCUGUGUCUUAGCUCAGGCUGCUGGUGUGUCACAAAGUGCACCCCCCACCCCCAGGGCUUAGUUGUCAAAACAACAGAAAUUUAUGUUUUACAGUUCUAGAGGCUUGGACAUCCAAGAGCAAGAUGCUAGCCAGUUCAGUAAGAUUAGAUGUGAACUGUAGAUCUGAUCAGCUGCUCUAACAGGAACACUGCCAGUUUGAGCUGUAGCUAACAGAAAUAGGAAGAAAGUUGGACUUCUUGGAACUUGAACUCUUUGAUAUAUCUCCAAAAGAUACAUUCUGAUCCUGUAUCAAAGAUGAUCAGAGUUGCCCCCUAAGUUACACAGGGGCAACUUAUUAGCCCUAAUUUGUAUGAUGAUGAGUUCCCUAAGAAAAAUGGGGCUUCCACUCCAGAUGUCUUUUCUUCCUCAGCUUUGACUACAAUCACCUUUACCAAACCCUAAAAGGUGACAUUAGCAUCUUAAAACUCUUCCAUCUUCUACUUAAUGUUAACAUUACUAAUUCAAGUCAUAAAAUUUUUUUAGCAGCCCCUUGGAUACCAUGGGGCUAUUAAAUUAUGACUGUAACAUGAUUUUAGACAAUUGCAUGGAUACCCACAUCUUUGCCAAAUGCACACUUUCCAAAUCCAACCUGUGUUUGGAUACUUCUUGAGGCACAAUGUAGCUUUAGCCCUACACUGGUGCAUCCCCAAAUACUAUUCGUCUUGGCAACUCCUGUUUUCAAAGGCUGACAAGAGAGGACUUGAAACCAAGACUCCUUUGUAUAGUUAAGAACAUGGUCUAAAAAAGAAACAGCAGCUUGCUUGUGUCAAACAAAGUGGAGCAACGUGAUAGAACAAUUUAACACUUAUUUGGGGGUCAUACAGGUAACCAGGAGGGAGGCUAUUAUUUCGUUAGCAUACCUUUGAGUUUAAUCUUUAGAGUUACCAAUUUAGAAUCCUUAGAGGUCCAUAGGCAGAAAACCUCAUGACUUCCAUCCAUGACUGAUCAAAACAGAAAGGACGAGGAAAGAGGAGACUGAGGAUUAUUCUAUUUCCUUCUUUUUGUAAACUUCUGUUUUCUUGUGAAGGACAGGAGGAAAUACCAGGUUUGAAAAGAAAUCAGGCUGAAAAGACACGAGAAAUCUGAAAUUUGAAGUCUAGGCAGAUUCUUCCUUUCCUUGGCAUCAGCAAAUGCUUGGUUGCUGAUUCACGAUGUCUCCAGUGCCCACUUCCUCUUCAGGGCUCAGUCUCCUGUGUUUCCAAGGUACCCUGGAAUCCACAGCUCUUUAAUGCAUGCAGACACACUUGGUUUGCUCCACUAGGCUCAAACUUCCCAGUGCCAAAAGCCUGGUGUUUCUCUUAGCAGAUCUGCACCUUAAAGUGGGAGCCAAGGUGUCUGAUGCAGUAGCAAUAGCUUUGGAUCUAGGCUUUAGGACCUUGCUUUUAGGUAAAACACUCCCACUUACUAAAUAUUUUUUGCUCCAUCUUAAAAUAGAAAACAGUAUUCCCUGGGCAUUGUUGCAAGACUUCAAACAAGCUAAGCCAAAUGAAAAGUCUAGUGUACUGACUGUCUGGCACCCAAUAGUAAAUGCUAGAUGUCUUUCAGUCUCUAUUACACAUGGGACGAGAAAAAGGCUGUAUAAAUCACUUCUUUCUCGCUUGUCUUAAACUUAUUUCCUUGUAGUCUAUUUUGUAAAGAAAUUAUAUAUCUGGAAAAUAAAAUUAGUAAUGCUACUUUGAACGUGCCAGGUGCACUUUGGGACGAGAAGGUAUGUGCCACCUGUGAGUAGUAGAAGUUGUGUGGUGUUUGUGAAGCCCCAGUCAUGGUGCAUGGCAGAUACGAAAGCACCUGGUGUUCAGUGUCAUGACUUCUUCACAAUGAUUACCUAUUUUUACAUUUAUAUGACUAGUUGCAGACUGAGCCCAUGUGAAGUCACGAUAAUUAGGACAAAAUUAAAAUGCUGCCUGAGUUUCUAGCCACUGCAGUAGCUGAGACUGUGAUAUCUCUCAAACCUUUAGGCCAUGGAUCACUCUGGUGAAGGGAGCAGGAUUUAUAAAAAGGGUGAUCUCCUGAGGACCCAGCUAUCCGUUUUUGCUUGCCUAACAGCCUAUCAUCUUUCUCCUGUGGAAACUUAGGUCAGGUGGUUUGCUGGGGCUCCCUCCCCUGUGACUUAGGCCUUGUCACCGAGUGUAUCCCACCUGCCAGUGACCAGAUACUUGUUCAGAGCGUUACAUGACUUCUAGCGUCCUCACGGUGCUGCUUCUCCCAUGGCUGUGGGGAAAAGAACCUUUCUGUGCCUUUGAGGUUGCUGUCAGACACCUUGUCAAGUAGGAUGCACCAUCUCCAGAGGAAUGGAUCAGCAUCACGGGAUUCAUCACACCUACCUUGGAUUUCUUUGUGAACUCACAGUCUCCUUUGCGGCUACUGCUACUGUGAAGCGGAUACCUUCACUUGGACGCAUGACAACCAAGCACAGGAGUUACACCUGUCACUGAGAAACCUAACCUGGGUACCAGUGGGUGUCAUGCCUAGCGAUCUGAAUGUGCCUAGCAGUUCUCUUAAGUGUGUUUUAGCAGCAAGGAUAAAAAUCUGUCUAACCCACUGACUCAGUGGUUUCUUCUGUGGCUAACAAGGAAAAUAGAUCAUCAUACCCUUGACACCUCUAUGGUUCACUUUCACAGGCAAACCACAGACUUAAAAAUAAAGGUUGCAUUACACA